Molecule: messenger RNA, 816 nt
Organism: Plasmopara halstedii
Lineage: Eukaryota; Oomycota; Peronosporomycetes; Peronosporales; Peronosporaceae
Exons: 4
Coding region: 1-816 (271 amino acids)
Source: RefSeq, a predicted model, not a curated record
AUGACACCACCACAUCCUGGCACUCCUCCAGCUGACACCCCUCCCACUGGCACUCCAGGAACCCCUCCUAAAACUGGACAUGGAGAAGACACGCCUUGCCCUGAGUUAACUUACAACUACCCGCCUGGAUCAACGACACCCACCGGUGUAGAGGGUGAUCACUCAAAUUCUCCACCACCCGGCACUCCCCCCACUAAUUCUCCUACACCCCCGUCGACUGGUUCCGGUCAUUCACCACCAGGCACUCCGAGCUCUCCUCCUGCUGAUACUCCGGGAUCUCCACCAGAUGGCACCCCAGGAUCACCCCCCGCUGGAACUCCUCCCGCUGGCACUCCAGGAACACCUCCAGCUGGCACUCCCCCCGCUGGGACUCCCGCUGUGCCUAUGAGUAUGCACAAGAUUACAUACUCAGCACUGAUCAUGAAGAUCAAGUCUGAAGAAGUCAGACACAGGGACAGAGACGAAGAAGAGGAGCAAAUGACAAUGUUUACAAAGAAGAAACAUCAAGACACCAAGAAGGACAAGAAACUAGUCAAGUGCUUUGGAUGUGGCAAGUUGGGACAUUACAAGAAUGAAUGGUUGUCCAAGAACAAGAAACCACAUGAAGAAAAUGUGGAGUUGCAUGUGGCGUUCCAUUCGAAUACCAAGCGAUUAAAUGGAGACAGGGCCAUGUGGGGCAUCGACAGUGUGAUUCGAGUAGUAUUAGUAGCGGUUGGUAAUCCUGUUCCAGUUAAUGAAUAUAAACCGAUCGAUGGACGUGAAUAUCCGCUUGGAACAGAAGUUGGUGUUGCUAAGCAAGUAAUUUCGCAUGAAUAG